AUGAAUGGGUCCAGUAGUACUGAGAACUUUGAAUCUCCUCAAAUCAUAGUUGAGCAGCUUGAAAUAAAGGAAGAACUUGAAGACUUAGAGGGGAAAUCCAAGACUAAGAGACGGAAGUAUACUAAGAAGGCAGGAACUAAAAAGGAUAAAGAUGUUGGUGAUUCGAUCAGUGGUGAUAAUAGAAAAGCAGCUCAGGCCACCAGAACAUUGAAAGCUUGUGAUCUAUGUCGAAGACAGAAGACUCGAUGCUUUAGAUCUUCAGAACGGAAUUCAUGUUUAAGAUGUAUAUUUCUUAAUAAACCUUGUUCAUUUGAGCUAGAAGCUGUACCAAUGCCAAUGACUAAUAGUUCGAUUAGUUCUGUCAUGAGUGAUAAUUCUGAAACUGAUAGGAAACUUGAUCUUAUUUAUGGAGGAUUGACUGAAAUCAUGUCCUUGUUGAAGAAUGGCAAUUCCAAUAUUAGUAACAAUAAUACAACUAGCAACAACAAUAAUAACAAUAACAAUAGUCAAUUUUCAUUUCAAUCACCCACAACUUCAUUAAAAGCAGCACCCUUUUCAAUUGUUAGUAAUCAAAUACCAAGUCGAGAUAUUCCUAAACCUAUAUAUGAUUUACUAAAUUUAUCGACUAUAAAGAAAGCAACAACAACUAAAGCAUAUUUCGAACCAUCUGAUGAUAUUCUUUCAUUAGGAAUAUUGACAUUAGCUGAAGCAUGUGAUUUGAUGAAUGAUUUCCGAAGAAAUUAUGGACGUUGGGUUUCAUUUCCUCUGAGUUUAUCAACAGAAGUAUUAAUUGAAAGGAUACGAUAUAAAUCUUCAUUACUUUUGACUACUUGUUGUUUACUAUCUUUGAGAUAUUCUUUGAAUGGGGUUAGUCCUGGAGAUAUUAAUAAUUUUACUAGGAAAAAGAAGACAUAUAAAGAUUUAAUUAAGAAACUUGUUAAAGAUUUAGAUAGUUCAUUAAUUAAGUAUACGGCAUUUCAAGGUACAUCGGAUAAUAGUGGAGAUAUUGAAUUUCUUCAAUCUUUAGUCAUAUUAUCAAUUUAUCUGUUAUCGCUUUCAUCUAUUGUUCCUACUACAAUGGAUGAUGAUGAUGAUCCUCAAGGGAUCGAUCUGGAUUUAGCAGGUUUCAAUCUUGAUGCUUGGUUCUUAUCAAGUAUCGGAUUAACCACCUUUAUAACCAAAUCUACCUUUGGGACAUUGUUUAAGAAUAAUAAUCGAAUUACUUCUUCACCAAAUGCAAAUGCAAGUACAGCUACAGCUACUACUACCACUACUACUACUUCACCAUUUACAGUCUUAUAUGAUGAAUUAGAUUCCGAUGAAUAUCAGACUCUAACAAUCUUACGGAUUUAUAAUCAUCUAUGUCUUGUGCAUUUAAUCAACUGCGUAUUCUCUGGUAGAAUGUGUGUAGUUGAUGAAAUUAGACUUAAUUAUUGUACAGCCACUUUAAGUUUACCUAGUGCAACUAAUUUCGAUGGUAGAAUGGUUAGUGAAAUUGGAAUCUUAUUAAUAGCCUAUAAUUUUGUUCAAGUUCAAUUCAAUAAUGUUAGCUCCACUCGAGAUCUAAGGGAAUUAGAGAUUGGAUUUAAAACCGUUAAGGAAGAAUUGAGAAUGUGGUAUGAUCAAUGGGAAUAUUUAUUCUCUCAACCUAAUUUACAAUUUGUCGAAUUAAAUUAUAAUUUCUGUUCAUUGGUUAUAUAUUAUUGUUAUAACUUUCUGAGAACUAGUGUGAUUAAACCAUUUAAGAAAGAUGCUUCACCUUCUACAAUUAAUGACAAUUCUUCAUUAUAUGAUGAAAAUAAUAUUCAAUAUAUCUUAGCUAAUACUAAUAAAGAUGGGUUAAUUAAAAUGGUGGGUCAUGCUUAUAAAGUGGUUAGAUUUGUUAAUGCUAUAGAAAGUGAUUCAUACUUUGCCUAUUUAUCUGAUCAAAUUCAUUUCUGUUUCUAUUUCAGUGCCAUUUGUUUAAUGAAUUUGUUAAAGUAUCUUCAUAAAAGUCGGCAAUUAACAAUCCUCGAUGAAGUACUGGAGAAUGAUCCUGAAUUAAUGAUUGCAUCUACUAAUUAUCAUCCAAUUACUGAAGACUUGCGUACUUUAAUUGAUAAAUUCAGUAGAGUUGGUCAGGAUAAUCAGGAUGAUAUAAUCUCCAAGUAUAAGGUGGGAUUGAAUACGCUUCUAAAGGAAAAUUUUGCAUUAUAG
This is a messenger RNA of Scheffersomyces amazonensis, 2196 nucleotides long. RefSeq names its product Zcf19p (gene ZCF19). Gene Ontology annotation, biological process: regulation of DNA-templated transcription. The transcript is spliced from 2 exons. Gene Ontology annotation, molecular function: zinc ion binding; transcription cis-regulatory region binding; DNA-binding transcription factor activity, RNA polymerase II-specific. Gene Ontology annotation, cellular component: nucleus. The coding region runs from base 1 to 2196 and encodes 731 amino acids. NCBI's taxonomy places the organism in Eukaryota, Fungi, Ascomycota, Pichiomycetes, Serinales, Debaryomycetaceae. The record is from RefSeq and is a predicted model, not a curated record.